Molecule: messenger RNA, 3798 nt
Organism: Salpingoeca rosetta
Lineage: Eukaryota; Choanoflagellata; Craspedida; Salpingoecidae
Exons: 8
Coding region: 669-2573 (634 amino acids)
Molecular function (GO): protein binding
Source: RefSeq, a predicted model, not a curated record
UUGGUGUUGUUCUCUCCCGGGCCUUCUUGCGUCUUGCGUCUGCUCUCGCCAUUUUCACGCUGCAUCGUCGUCCUUGCUUUCGCUCGCUGCUUGAUGAGAGUUUGAUUCCGAAAUAACACCGCCACCGCUCACACCCUGACCUGCUUGGCGUGCCUUCUUCUUCUUUCUUCUCUGUCCUCCUCCACAUCCUCCGCAUCCACAUGCUUUCUCCCAUUCUCUCCUUGCCGGCUCAAAUUCCACCCUUCCAGCCAUCUACACACGCCGAGACGCAGACCUAUCCCGUUGACGCUUCCUCCUCCCACCACCACCGCCACGACUGCACCCACGCGCGCUCUCAACACCAAUCACACGAGCCAGAGCUUGUGUUGUGUUUGCCUGAGCCUUGCCGCAGCGCAGUCCGUCCUCAUUUUGCUGCUUUCAUCUUCGCCUCGUUCCCAUCAGCUUGAGGCGCGUCUGUGACCACCACCCUUCCCCUCUUAUCGUUUUGUCUGUUGACCAGACCCCUGCCACCAACGCUCUCCUCCUCCUCCUCCUCCUUUCCUCCUCCCCCAUUUCUCCCUCCUCUCUCGCUUCUUCUCCUUCGCUCUGUGAGUGCGAGUUCAUCCGGAACCCGCUUUGCACACCACCCUCGAUCGUGCCUGUGGCACAAGGGCAUGCGCUGAGCUGCAAUGUCCAACACAUAUCCCGGUGUGCCUGCUUCCUCCUCCUCCUCUUUUGCCUCGACAUCCCUGUCUCCGCUGCAGCACUCUAGAACAGCAACUGCCAAGACAACCAACACCACGUCAAGAGCAACCCCCACGCCGCCGCCGCCCCGGCUCUCUGCUUCGCCGGAGGCACUCGCGGCAACCUUCCCAUCAAAGAAGGCAUCGCACAUUGUCGAAGCGCGCAGUUACCGCCGUGCAGCUGUCAAGUGCUUGCAACAAAGCGACGCCAUCUCCGCCGCACACAACUACAACAAGGCCCUCGGCCUUCUCCGCUCAGGGUCACACUCGCUGAGCGAAGAGGUGUCGAUGUUGGUGGACCUUGCGCGGACUUUACUCAAGUCCAACCACGUUGACGAGGCUGAGCCUCACAUUCGUCGAGCACACAACAUCAUCUCGAAUAGCGACCAGCAACCCUCCUUCUCCGCAAAGCUGCGCUGGUCCUGCAGCUUCCUCUAUGGCAAGGUCUCUCUGAAAAGAAGACAACACAGCCUCGCCGUCUCCCUCUUGAAAGACGCAAAGCGAUUGUGCCGAGAAGCAGGUGACGACGACGCAGAGACGCUACGCAUCACCAACAUCACCCUGGCCCAGGCCGUGUGCGCGCGUGCACAGGUUGCGCAGUGCCAGCCCGUGGAGCUUGUCAUGGCCCUCGACGCCGUCAAGGCGUACCUCGCCACGUUCCAGCCCACGGACACCACGCAGGAAGCCGCCGGCAAGCGCGCCCAGGCAUACCACGUGCGCGCCAUGCUGCACCGGCACAUGAGCGAGGACGAGGAAGAGCGCAAGUGGCUGCACGAGACGCUCGUCCUCAACGAAGAGCACGGCGUGCUUUCCCAGGAUAAGGCCGAUGCCAUCAAGGCGCGGUUCAUGCACCUCUGCGCCGCCACGGGCAACGGCAGCGGUCAGCCGCGCGACGAUGACGGUGACGACCUCCGCCUCUACAACAACUACGGGCGCCCGUACAGCCACAGCCAUCCCCGCCACUCUCAUCCACACCACAGCAAUGGCUACGGCAACAGCAACGGUGUUGCGCACGCUGCCUCAAGCCGCUUUGCCGCGUUUGACGGCUACGCUGACGACCGCCAUCGCAGCGGCAGCAACGCCUCGGCAGACAUGGUUGCAGAAUCGGCAGCACACGUGCGGCGCUCGCUCGCCCCGCGCUUCACCUUUGCUGCCUUUGACGAGCCACGCUCCUCCUCCACACCUGCCUCCUCCUCGUCAACCCCAAUGGACACCCUGCUGCACGGCAGCCCGCACAGCCCGGCCUCCUCUGCCACUUCUCUGGCGUCCCAUUCGGCCUCGCGCCCCACACAGCACCACAGCGGACGCCUGGGCCACUUUGCCCACCCAAACCCACAUGUGUAUGCGCUUGCGCACGCGGAUGAGGCGCAUGGCAUCCGUGCUUCCUCGGUGCCCGUCACGCGGUCUUCCAGCCCCAGCCCGCGCGGCCAGCCUGGCUCCCAACGCAAGCGCUCCUUGCACAACUUCCCGCGCUCCUGCGCCUCCCAUACCUGUAUCCACUCCCCCGAACUGCACUCGCCGCGCCGUGUUCAAUCCUCGGCAAACCUCUCCCCAAGCAUGGGUUCGCAGCAGCUGUCAUCCAUGUCCACUGCCGAGCUGCGCCGCCUCCAGUCGAUGCACCAUGCCGCCGUCCGCGACAUCCAGGAUGCCAUUGUCACCGCAGAGAAGCGCUCGGCAUACGCAGACGGCAAGGCCAUGGUCAUCAACUGCAAGGUGUGCUUGGAGAACAAAGUGUCGGUGUGCUCCAUGCCCUGCCGCCACGCCUGUCUCUGCGCCUCGUGUGCAGAGCAGAUUACCGAGUGUCCCGUGUGCAGAGAACCUGUGCAAAGCACAAUGUCCAUUUUUCUGUGAGGCGAAAUAGGGGGGUGGGUGCUUGUUUUGCGCCUUCCACUUGGGAGUUGCUACUCCCCACGUUCAUGCCCCUCUCCGUCGCUCCGUCGUAUGGUGUUGCGCAUCCUCUGCGCCACCACUGAUGUGCCUCUCUGUUCUUUGGGGAAACAUACAAACUGUUUGACCGCUUUUAUCCUUCUUUCCUCCUUCUUUCCUCCUUUCCUUUGCCAUCGAUGCCCUCUCCGGGCUCGCAGCACCACUUUUGUCUGUGUGGUGAAGUUACAGCUUGCUGCGUGCACGCAGGCACGCAACCCCGCAGAGCCGUUGUGCUUCGCUUGCUGCUUGCCACACAGUGUUGUUUGUUCUCCAUUCCCUCCCUCGCUUCCUUCCUCGGUUCUAUUUUCUACCCUCUGAUUCUCUUGCAUUUCCCCUGCUCCCUUUUGGGUGUUGUUGUCUCUCUCCCUUUUUUCUACAUCUUGUUCAUUCCUUUCGAUGUGUGCAUCUUUGAGUGUCUGCCUAAAUACUGCUGCUGCUGCUGAACUGUAAUGUCUUGAGCGUGGUGUGCUUGCGCACCCUUUUCUGCUCUUGCGUACUCCCUUUUUAAGCGUCGCCUUCGUUGUUAGCUUUCUUCUUGUCCCGCACCGCUUUCGCACCCUCUGGUUCAUCUCAGUGGUGAGCUUAUCCUAAGUCUGUCUGUUACCGUGCUUGUGGACACGUACGAUGUUCUUUUUGGGCGGGGGGAGGGUGGAUUGCAUGAACCCAAGUCUGCAUGCAUGCCCAUCACCCGCAUUGUUCUUUACCUUGCUUGGAAGGCCAUGAUGCUUGCCCCUGCCUGUCACCAACACACGUCAUGCUGUUGUUACUUGAACCCUCUGGGGUGGGGGUGUGCAUGUAUUUCUACGUUUGCUUUUGUUCCCCAUUUUCACGCGUUACUUGCACCACCAACUGUGUCCAUCAGCCACGCGCUUCCUCCCUUAUUCCUCCUUUGUGUUUGUCGAGGGGAUUAUGUUUGUAUGUUUGCGCGUGGUGAAAUGUUCAUCUGCUCAGUGAGUGCUUGCUGUUAGCUUGUUUCUCUUCCCACGUAUGUGUGUCUUCUCUUUCCAGUUUUUCCGUUGCGGAAAGCGUCGAUCGCUGCUUUGUCAACUCGCUCCAUGUGUCUUUGUCUUUGUCUUUGGCGGGUAUCAAUCCCAAACGCCAUUCGUUCGUUCGUUCGUUCCCUCGUUCAAACGUAACAACAAUAACAACA